AUGGACAACAUUGGGCUCAACCUACUAGCCCAGGCUGCCCUGGGCUCUGGAGCAUCUGUGCUUGGAUCUGCGUUGGGAGUACUGAAGGGUGGCACCAUCCUGUCGGGGUGCCCUGCCUCUGUCUUGGCUGUUUGCCCCAUUGGAGCCAAGGCUGCUGUUGCUGUGCUUGGGGGAGCCAUGACUGUAGCUGCAGUGCCUCCCGUGCUGAGUGCUGUGGGCUUCACUGGGACAGGAAUCGCUGCCUCCUCCCUAGCUGCCAAGAUGAUGUCCUUGUCAGCUAUUGCUAAUGGAGGCGGAGUUGCAUCUGGUAGCCUGGUGGCCACUCUGCAGUCAGUGGGAGCGGCAGGACUCUCCAUGUCAUCCAAAUUCCUCUUGGGCUCUGCAGGAUCUGCUCUGGUGACCAGUGUGAUGAGCAUCUGAGACUUGGAGGCCUUCUCUGCCCAGAGAAGGGGACAGGGAAGUGGAGGUGACACCUCCCAGCUUGGCCAACCCCAGAGAGGGAUCAAUUAACCCCAUGGACAGUCUGCCAACGCCAAAUGCCUAAUUGGAAAUAAGAAAUAAAAUCAAUUGCUGCUGCCUAGCUUA
Onychomys torridus (southern grasshopper mouse) is the source of this 585-nucleotide messenger RNA. Its product is annotated as interferon alpha-inducible protein 27-like protein 2. NCBI's taxonomy places the organism in Eukaryota, Metazoa, Chordata, Mammalia, Rodentia, Cricetidae. Gene Ontology annotation, biological process: apoptotic signaling pathway. The record is from RefSeq and is a predicted model, not a curated record. Gene Ontology annotation, cellular component: membrane; mitochondrion. The transcript has 5 exons. Bases 1 to 420 code for a protein of 139 amino acids.